GUGAUAAAUUAUUUAAAUAAACCUAAUUUUACAUAGAGCAAUAGACAUGCUACUAUCACAUUUAGUGUUCAUGGUCAAGAGAAAGUUGGUAACCAAUCAAGAUAUUAUGACACAAUGUUUUUAUGAUUAUAAAAUGUUAAUGUGGGCUCCAUAUACCUGUUACCUACCAUGGAAUGAAACUAGUUAAAUUUGAUCAGUUGACUUUGUUUAUUUAUAUUUAUUGUAUACAAACUUUUUAAUUAACCACAAACAUGAAGAUUCUUCUAUAUCUAGCUUUAUGGGGCAUAUUAUCUGUAUUUGGUGCAAAAUUUGAAGCUUUUUAUCCAAGAGAAGCAUAUGGUGUGAGCAAUGGAGCAUCUAGAUCACCUCACGGUCACGGAUCAUUCUACAAGUACCGAAACCCAGCUCUUGUAGAUGCUAAAAAUUCUCCCGCCUAUGGAUACAGAUUUGACGGGAAAAGGCGUUUCAAUUUUGAUAAAUAAUUUAUGUACAUAACAUGUAUUUAAAACUAGUAUUAAUGUAUUGUUCGUCAAUAUUAAUAAUGGUAAACAAAUAGUAAGAAAAAUCAGCAAAAUAUAGUAAUUCAAAUAAAAGUACAUAAACUAUAAAGUAACAAAUUAACCAAUUACUGAAUGUAUUAUAGCAAAGAUUUAACAAUAAUAAAAUAGCAAUUAAAGUUCAUCAAAAAAUUAAA
Metopolophium dirhodum (rose-grain aphid) is the source of this 694-nucleotide messenger RNA. RefSeq lists its product as uncharacterized. NCBI's taxonomy places the organism in Eukaryota, Metazoa, Arthropoda, Insecta, Hemiptera, Aphididae. The transcript has 2 exons. The coding region runs from base 252 to 482 and encodes 76 amino acids. The record is from RefSeq and is a predicted model, not a curated record.